GGCCAGGUGGAUCAAUUGGAAGGUUGACUUGUUUUGCUUGAUCAUGUUACUGGUUUUCAUGCUACCUUAUUAUCAUUGUUAUUUGAUGCUUUGCAACAAUGGAUAAAGAACUGGAAGAUCUGAAGCGAGUUGAAAGGAGAACUGAAAUUCUGAAAACUUCUCUUGCCAUUUAUUUGAGGGAGUGACAUGAAAAAGUGGGACUUCAUUGGCUGAAUAUCUGGUCUAGGACAAAGUCAGUUGUUGGAGCUGAUAGAUUAGAAAACUUUUCUCGGCUUUGCUGCUGGACUUGCUGAAUCCUUGAUGCUGCCAUGACCUUUUUCAUAUGUUCUGAUACAACAAAAGCAUUCUCUUUGUCUGAAACAAAGCCUUCCACAGACUUAGUUUUUGGAAUUUCCAUCACCAGGAAUAAUGUAGUCAACAAAGAGUUCAAGGAAAUCUAGAUUAAAGAUUUUCGUAAUCUUCAACUAGGCAUUGUUAAUUUAGAAUCAAUAGCCAAAACUUUAGGAUUAUCAGCUUUGACAAGAGGAGCAUUAACCAGAUUCCUGCUUUCUAUCCUUUCUGGGUGUUGGAUAAUUGGACUGCAAAUGGCAUCACGACCUGAUUUUGUUCUACAAAAUUGCAAAACUGCCAACUUGGUGUAGAAGGUUCCCAGACAUUUUGGGUUGGAUAUAGUGGAGUAAACCUUGACACAUACCCUUCCUCUGAUGUGCUGCUUUCGGCAAGACCAUACAACUCUCCAAACAGCUUUUGAUGACAACAAGAGGCAAAAUACUACAAGAGUUUGAGAAAGGAACGGGCUGCACUUGGUGCAAUCUUAUUCUUGUUUGCUUUCCUCUAUGCUUUUUGGCGCAUGGGCAUCCACUUUCCUAUGCCUUCACCUGAUAAAGGUUUCUUCACCAUGCCUCAGCUGGUGAGUAGAAUUGGGGUAAUUGGUGUCACUGUUAUGGCUGUCCUUUCUGGUUUUGGAGCUGUAAACUUGCCAUACAGUUAUUUGUCUCUCUUCAUUAGAGAGAUUGAGGAAUCAGAGAUUAAGGCUCUGGAAAGACAACUUAUGCAGUCAAUUGAGACUUGCAUUGCAAAGAAAAAGAAGAUUAUUCUCUGUCAAAUGGAGAUGGAAAGAAUACAAGGGUCAGAAGAGAAAUUAAAGGCUAGAUCCAUCCUAAAGAGAAUUGUGGGAACAGUUGUUCGAUCAGUUCAAGAAGACCAAACAGAACAAGAUAUCAAAGGCAUGGAAGCAGAAGUACAAGCCCUGGAAGAGCUCUCAAAACAGCUGUUUUUGGAAAUCUAUGAGCUUCGUCAAGCUAAGGAGGCUGCUGCUUAUUCUCGAACAUGGAAGGGUCACAUGCAGAACCUUUUGGGCUAUGCAUUGUCGGUGUAUUGUGUGUAUAAAAUGAUAAAGUCCUUGCAAAGUGUUGUCUUCAAGGAGGCUGGUUCGAUUGAUCCUGUGACCUUGACAAUCAGCAUAUUUCUACAGUAUUUUGAUAUAGGUAUCAAUGCCACAUUAUUAUCUCAGUACAUAUCGUUAUUGUUCAUAGGAAUGUUGAUCGUAAUAUCAGUACGGGGAUUCCUAACUAACUUGAUGAAGUUCUUCUUUGCGGUUUCUAGAGUUGGGAGUGGAUCAUCAAGCAAUGUUGUACUCUUCCUAUCAGAAAUUAUGGGAAUGUAUUUUGUGUCUUCAAUUCUUUUGAUAAGAAAAAGCCUUGCAACUGAAUACAGGACAAUUAUUACCGACAUUUUGGGUGGUGACAUUCAAUUUGACUUUUACCACCGGUGGUUCGAUGCUAUAUUUGUGGCCAGCGCAUUCCUUUCAUUGCUUCUGCUUUCAGCUCAUUAUACAUCUCGUCAGGCUGAUAAGCACCCAAUUGAUUAACGUGCUUCAUAGUCUUCUGCAGCUUUUGUGUGGCCGAAUCACGAACUCUUGACAAUAUUUGUACUAGUGGUGCUGUAUUUCCCUAUUUUCAGAACGGUGCUAUUUUCAUUGAAAUAUGUGUGGCUUGCGUUUGAAACUCGGUACUUCCUGAGGCUGCAUAUCCAACUCCAUGAACUGGUAUUUUAUUUUAUUUCAGAUUAAUGUAAUUAGAAGAAUAUACGGCUAUCAACUGCACAUACAGAAAAUAUGUAAAAUAUGCAUUUGUCCAAAAGCAACAAACGUUUUAGUAAGUCUUAAAAGGGAAAACAAUCCAGAGGGUUUGGAGGUGAAAGAAAA
Coffea arabica (coffee) is the source of this 2206-nucleotide messenger RNA. Its product is annotated as GPCR-type G protein COLD1. The record is from RefSeq and is a predicted model, not a curated record. Gene Ontology annotation, cellular component: membrane. Gene Ontology annotation, molecular function: abscisic acid binding. NCBI's taxonomy places the organism in Eukaryota, Viridiplantae, Streptophyta, Magnoliopsida, Gentianales, Rubiaceae. Gene Ontology annotation, biological process: response to abscisic acid.